AUUGUGUCGACAGCCAAAGAUACACAGAUUCAAAAGCAGUCUAAGAGCGCAGAAGAUCUCCCACCCGCAGAUCCAAGAGACGCCAACCGACGGUGGCUUUGUCGCUGGUGGCUGAAACCACUUGGCGAGGGUUUGAAAUCCAACAAUGAUCAACAGACGCCACAAAGCAGUCAGCCGGCAUCAUCGCCAGAGACGAACAGACCUUCCACUGCUUUCCUGCAUCCGAUGACCUUCUCGAUGGCUCGCAACCACUGUUGCAGACUCUGUGCACGGCAAAUGCAGACCUUGGAAACUCGCCUGCUCUGAAAUUGCGUGCUAUCGACGGUUCGUUGAGUUUGCAACACCAAUUUCCUGGGACCCCUGUCGAGGACCACUUUGGGGUGGAACAAGCACACCACAGCACAAGCAAUGAGCUGGUGAGUGGUGCGAGGCUCUGUCCUAGCUCGACUCGACGACACAAGGUUUGGUGGCUCUCCUUUAUAUCAGGUUUGUCGCCCGGCUAUAGUUUCGUACCCUCUUCUUUUGUUUGUUUGUCACCAUCGUUGUCUACACAGUCGCUCGUUUGUCCUUGUGUAAAAGCUCACGCUCCUUCGUUCCGCCCGUCAACUCCUCCUCUUCACUCAUUGUCUACCUUUUGCUCGCGACCAAAACAAAUCGAUUGGAGUGUGCUCUGAAUCUCGACCUAUCCAACAAUGAAGUCUUUCCUCGCCAUUCCCGCGCUCUUCGCCCUCGGCGCCGUUGCCGACUCAUGGGGGUUCACCUGGACGUUUUCCAAUGAGCACAGUACCUGGACGUCGUGCACCUAUGCCUCUGAGAACGCAACCACUACUAGCGUCGAAGUGUCUACGUCCAGCGGCCCCUGGUCCGAAUGGACAUCCACAACAUCCUACACUGCGACCUACAGCUCUGGCGCUUCGACAUGGGGCAUUCCAACAGCUGUGAGCUACAGCGUGGCUUCCAACUUCACCAGCAUGAUCCCUGCGCCAACUGAAGCCACCAGCACGGUCGCGCUCACGACUUCUGCGCCCGUUACCUCCGUGGAGGCCUCGAAGACUUCUGCUGCCCCGUCUGCAUUCACUGGUGCCGCCGUCCCUAAUGUCAACGGAAAGAUUGCGGGAAUGGGUGCUGUCGCUAUGGCUGGGUUGGCGUUGGUUCUGUAAACGAACCAGGAGGAAGGAAAUUUGGACGGUAACUGCAAGGCAAAGAUACCCGUGGAGUAUGAACUCGGAAAUGCUUCUUGGAUGUGCAUUUCAUUAUCACCGGCGCCGGAUUGGUACACAACUAUCGAGGUCAUCGACGCAGGGGGCCGUCACCCAAUGACAGGGCUUUAUUUCCUGACAUCACCCGACAAGGAACCUACGAAAUGAACUUGUCCAUGUCUUCCCAUAAAAUGCGUUUCAGCAACCAUGCAGAUGUGUUACGUGUAUUUGUUGCAAGACCUAUGUAAUCAAUUUCAGAACUGCGAGCUACCUAUCCCGUGUGAGUUCCAGUCAAGUCUGGAGAGGCUUGCUACCCGCCGUUCUCGACCAAGUGACUGGAAACCCAGCAUGUCACCACAUGGACUCAUAGUGAGACAUUGAACACGGGAUGUCGGCUCGCUGGGCACCACAAGGCGAUAUUGGUAUCCAUCGUCCCAAAGCCGUCACGGCUGGAGUGGUGGGGCGAGCAAAUUAAUAAUAAACAAGCGAGACCUCCAAAUAGAUGCGAUCGUCCAAUAACCCAG
Molecule: messenger RNA, 1723 nt
Organism: Cladophialophora immunda
Lineage: Eukaryota; Fungi; Ascomycota; Eurotiomycetes; Chaetothyriales; Herpotrichiellaceae
Exons: 1
Coding region: 693-1160 (155 amino acids)
Source: RefSeq, a predicted model, not a curated record